This is a messenger RNA of Acaulospora colombiana, 1219 nucleotides long. The record is from the annotation of a GenBank genome assembly. NCBI's taxonomy places the organism in Eukaryota, Fungi, Glomeromycota, Glomeromycetes, Diversisporales, Acaulosporaceae.
AUGUCGACACUUUUAAGACUAAGGCCUUCUAUCUGCGCCUCAACCCGCCAAGCAAGACUUUAUGCGCUUCAAAAUACGCGUCGAGAUGCAUCGACACAUGCGCUCGUGUUUCUUGAACAUUCAAAUGGCGUGGUAGAACCGGCAUCCUUGUCCGCACUCGCAGCUGCCUCACAACUUGGCUCAAGUGAUGGAAAAAUAACUGGAGUAGUUGUAGGCAAUAAAGAAGAGGUUGAGAAAGUGCUGCCUACAGUCAAGAAGUUACGAGGGAUUAACUCUGUUUUACACUCUUCUUCCAACCUUUAUAGUCCACCACUUCCAGAAACACUCACACCACUUUUCAAAUCGAUCCUUUCCGGGGACACCAAAUACACACACUUCUUUUCUGCCCACUCAUCAGCGGCAAAAUCUGUCUUACCUCGUGUCGCGGCAGUUUUGGAUGUCCCAGCUAUCUCGGACAUCACCUCGCUCAAGCACGAUGACGCAGACGACUCGACAACAUUCACGAGACCCAUCUACGCCGGUAACGCAAUUGCGACCGUAAAAGCUGGGAGUGAUGUACCUGUCAAAGUUGUCACUGUACGCGCUACCUCCUUCUCUCCUCUUACUGGGGAGGCGGAGGGCGACGUUGCUGUCCAAGAGUUCAAGGCCAUUGAGGAAAACGGAGACCUCACCAAGCAUUUGGAAACCUCUGUCUCCACUUCUGAUAGACCCGACUUGGGAGUGGCCAAGAAGGUUGUAUCUGGAGGAAGAGCCUUGAAGAACAAGGAGACAUUCCAAGAGACACUUGAGCCUCUCGCUGAGGUUUUAGGUGCUGCUGUGGGAGCUAGUAGGGCUGCGGUGGAUGCUGGUUAUGCCGACAAUAGCUUGCAGGUUGGACAGACAGGAAAGAUCGUAGCACCAGAGUUGUACAUUGCCGUUGGUAUUAGUGGAGCCAUUCAACAUCUUGCAGGAAUGAAGGACAGCAAGAUGAUCGUCGCGAUCAACAAGGACCCCGACGCACCAAUUUUCCAAGUAGCAGAUGCAGGAUUGGUCGCAGAUCUAUACGAAGCGGUCCCCGAGUUGGUUAAAAAGCUCAACGGACAAACUUCAUUAAAGGCAACGAAUAAAGGUAAAAAGGGGGUGUAUUUGUCCAUAGCUGUCGAGCAACCUAAUGGCAGAUACCCAACAAUUGUACAUGCGCGCAAGCGCCAUGAAACUUCAAACAAGCUACAGAUAGACG